Molecule: messenger RNA, 3274 nt
Organism: Tyto alba (common barn owl)
Lineage: Eukaryota; Metazoa; Chordata; Aves; Strigiformes; Tytonidae
Gene: CISD1
Product: CDGSH iron sulfur domain 1
Exons: 3
Coding region: 88-414 (108 amino acids)
Biological process (GO): regulation of autophagy
Cellular component (GO): intracellular membrane-bounded organelle; mitochondrial outer membrane
Molecular function (GO): 2 iron, 2 sulfur cluster binding
Source: RefSeq, a predicted model, not a curated record
GGUUGGUGACGCACAGCGCCGCGGGGCGGGGCAGGGCAGGGUAGGGCAGCGGCGCGCGGGCCCUGUACGGCGGCGGAGCGCGGAGAGAUGGGGCCGGGGCCGAACGCCGGCGCGCGGGUUGAAUGGAUUGCUGCAGUCUCCUUAGCUGCUGGAGCUGCUGUUGUUGGGUACCUAGCUUACAGAAAAUUUCUCUCUAAAGACAAAUGCUGCAAAGCAAUGGUGAAUCCCCAUAUCCAGAAGGAUAACCCCAAGGUAGUCCAUGCGUUUGAUAUGGAAGAUCUGGGAGACAAGGCUGUGUACUGUCGUUGCUGGCGAUCUAAGAAGUUCCCGCUGUGUGAUGGCUCUCACACAAAGCACAACGAGGAAACUGGUGACAACGUUGGGCCUCUGAUCAUCAAGAGGAAGGAGGUGUAGAGUGGACAGUAGAAGCUACAAAAUGAAUGUCUGACAAAUCCUCUGCUCACUUGUAAUUGGGGGAAAACCCACAAAUUCUUUGUGAUGUCACUGAAGACUUUCCUGUGUAGUAUAUACAUGAGGCUUCAGCAUGUGUAUUUUCUCUGGUGCUUGUCUUGUUUUAAUCACUACAAUGCAUAAUUUACUAUAUAGUCAUGGUUUAAAUUUUUUGUCCUGUAAAGUGUGAGUACCCUCUCAUUGAGUAUGAAACUCAAAUGACGCACAGAAUGUACUUCAUCAGAAAGUAGGUAUUAAAUUAUUUUCAAAUACAUGUGUACUACUCUGAGGCUAUUCAGUAGAAUGUGUGUUCAAAAGGUAGAUCCUAAAAUCUGGGAGAGGUUCUGAAAUCACAGGUCUGGAUAGAUUUCUGUGUAAAAGACGGUGGCAGGAAAGAAAUCACGGUGCCAAAAUGCUGCUUAACCUCUGAUUAUGCUGCAUUUUCUGCAGGUGUCACGUUUGGCUUAUUACAUUACUGUUCUGUGUGGCAUCUGUAAAAGAACAAAAUCAAAAUUGCUAGCUACAAAGAGACAACAUAAAAGGCUUAUAACGAGGUGGGCUAAAGGGCAGCUUUACCUUUAAUUUUACAGCAGUGUUGAAACUUGACCCUACUACCGUAUGGUAUCAAGAACAUACUACCAGAACUACAGACCUGUAUUUAGAGUAGGAUUAGGAAGAUGGUCUCUGCGAGAGCUUUCUUAAUAGACAAAUGGAAUGAUACGAAGUGCUCAGUGAUGGGCAGAGGGUGGCAGGGUUGUCUUUGCUGCUGGAAAGCCUUAGUUUCACUUGCAGACUUCAGCAGUGAAGCUAACUUCCCCUGACCACAGGAGACUUCUGUGGGGGAGCCUAUGCUGACUUACUCCAGAAGCUAAAAUAAAAACUAAAACCCCGCCUGUCAUUACUGUCUGCUUCAUCAUUGCUCUGGCUGGUUCUAGAGGACUCUUCCCACUGCAGAGGGAGGAGGCACACCUUUCUAACUAAGUGGCCUUAGGCGCUAUGUGUCUUAAAUAACUCCUGCCUUCCUGGGCUAACUGUUCAUGUGGUUCAGCUAAUUUUACCAAAAGAACUGACAUGGACAAGGCAAGACUGGUGACAGCUAAAAACGAGGGGGAAAUCAAGGAUGAGACAAGGAGAGUUCUUACCUGCCUUUCGUAUGGCACUUGUCUGCCUCGUCUGACAUGGAUGUAUUAAUGGCUGUCAUGUUGGUUUCCUUAAAUUAAAUAACUUGAUUUAAUAACAUGCAAAUGGCUACAAAGCAAAACCCAAAGAGUGGCGUGGCAGAGGACAGUUUUGUGUUAGACCUGGUCCAUUAGCAUAAUUACAGCCUGUGUAAGAUAGAUCACUCAGUGUCCUGGGACAGAGAGACUACCUCAGAGCUAGACGAAAGGCCUUUACAAGAAGCUGACAUUUGAACCUGGACCCCUAAGGAUUGUUCCAGAUGAUUGGGGCAGUAGAGGUGUUUUUGUUUUGUUUUGAAGGGUGUGGUUGGUAUGACUGGUUAAGAUUGAAGAAAAUGUUUUUCAUAUUCUCAGUGUGGGACUGUCAGAGGCUGAGAUCUUAGCCGACUGCUCUGCACUUUGGCAGAAGGCACAAAAAGUAGAGAAAGGGCACGGAGGUAGAGGAAUAGGGUUUGCAGGUGGAGUGCUAUAGUAGGGGCAACUACGGAGACAUCUCUACUUGUAAGAAGUUGCAGUCAAAUAUGUUCAAUCUUUUUAUCAAGACCUUUACCAAGGCAGGAAGAAGGUCUUUGAUAUUUUUUACUUGGCCGAGUACUGAUGCAUAUGGGAAGUUGUUUUAACUUUAAAUUAUCAAAUACAUUGCUUUUAUCCAAAACAAAGUUAGUUCUGUAUUACUAGAACAUGACACUGGAUAUUUCUAUUUUUGUCAAAUACACGUUUGAGCUCAUCUUAAUCUUGAGGUUGCAACGUUUGUGUUCUCUCAUGGGUGUGCUGUUUCUUUCAAGGGAGAGUUACACUGUAAGUAGUGCUGCGCGCCAAUGCUGUUGUAAUCAUAAACCUCUGUCUGGGUUGGGUUUUCCUUUGGAGACUUCCUUUCCUGUUGGGAGCAAAGCCUUGCUGCUCUUUAAGGAAUAAAAGUUCACUGAAAACUGCAUUAAUGUUCUGAGAGAUGAAGUCCUGAAGUUUCAGAUGAGUCUCCUGAGUCAUAAAAGCAUUUCCUGGAGGUUGGGCAUUAGGGAAGCAGGCUCCACAAUAAGAUUUUUGUUCCUGGGAAGCAAAGAUGUAGGACCUGAGUCUUUGCUGAUUUACAUCCUGGUGAAUUUGUUUUGGAGAAGUGUCACAUGUAUAAAUGUUGACACAAAGUGGUUAAAUUUUACUUUGAUGCACAUACAAUUUUAUGUACCCAAAAGUUCCUGUUACUGAUGUAUGUGAGCUGCUUGAACGUGAUAGUGAAAAGAAAUACCUGAAUUUGAGUAUACAAAUUUGCCAGCUUGAUGAGCAUCACAGAGAACACUUGGUUCUUUUUUUUUUCCUUAGUACCAUAGUAGGUUAUCGUGUUCUGAUGGUCUGAGUGCGCCAGUGUUUUCUGAAAUCUCUGUUCUUUAGUGCUUUCCUCAAAUAAUCUCUAGAAUAUGAAGCGAAUUGGCUAGAUCUUUGACAAGUUUUAACCAUAAAGCAAUUCUUCUGCAAAUGUGUGGUUUUCGCAUCACAUUGAAAUUCCUACACGGAAAUGUGGUACAAAUCCUUCAUAUUAAAGCAGUGAAGGAUUCCUGUCCCAGACUAAAACUGUAUUUCUGUUCUACAUUGGUAUUUUUCAACGUGUUUGUUAGGAAGGUGAACAAAUUAAAGUAUUGAUUCUGCAGUAA